This is a messenger RNA of Cottoperca gobio, 2446 nucleotides long. RefSeq names its product ras-related protein Rab-26-like. The coding region runs from base 368 to 1060 and encodes 230 amino acids. NCBI's taxonomy places the organism in Eukaryota, Metazoa, Chordata, Actinopteri, Perciformes, Bovichtidae. The transcript has 8 exons. The record is from RefSeq and is a predicted model, not a curated record. Gene Ontology annotation, molecular function: GTPase activity; GTP binding.
GCGCUUUCGAGCUUUACGCAAUGCAAAGUGCAGAGCCCCUGUGACCUGAUUGUUGUGCGCUCAAGGUGGAGUUUUCUGCUCCAUCACAUCUACAACGCGCAGUGCUGAUCUGUUGUCCUGAGAAGAGCACGCUGUCUGCAGCAGGAAGCGGCUGAACAACACAAGCGAGAGCGUUUUUUGCAUUUCAGGACAAUUUCCCUCCUACUUGGGAGGUGUCGAGAAACAUGCGUUCAACGCGCAGGUGAAAAACAUAUCUGCUAAUUGCAAUCUGCAAAUUCUUCGCUGCAGCAACUUUUAAGUCCUGGGAAGAUUUGUUGCAUUUGCUUUGACUAAGAUUCAUAAAUAUUAGUUUUGAUAAUUUAGAGAAAUGUCUCGCAAGAAGGCUGCUAAAGGUAAAGCCGCGACCAGCAGCCCGUCUGCGGGGAGCCCCGCCGGGAAAGGGGCCGGGAAAGCUGCGAGGAGCAGCCCGGGCAUUGUUCAGAUGAACGGCGUGGUCCAUCCCAGUAGACCAUCCAUCAGCAACAGCAGCGAGUUCUAUGACAUCGCUUUCAAGGUGAUGCUGGUUGGAGACUCUGGUGUGGGGAAAACAUGUCUACUGGUUCGCUUUAAAGACGGAGCUUUCCUGGCUGGCAGCUUCAUCUCCACUGUGGGCAUUGACUUUAGGAAUAAAGUCCUGAACAUUGAUGGAGUCAAGGUGAAGCUCCAGAUCUGGGACACAGCUGGACAGGAGAGGUUCCGCAGUGUCACUCAUGCCUACUACCGUGACGCCCAUGCUUUGCUUCUGCUCUAUGACGUCACCAACAAAACCUCCUUUGACAACAUAAAGGCUGAUGCCACUCAUGAGAGGGUGGUGAAGAGAGAAGAUGGCGAGAGGCUGGCAAAGGAGUUUGGAGUUCCCUUCAUGGAGACCAGCGCCAGGACAGGUCUCAAUGUAGAGCUGGCUUUCACUGGAGUGGCUAAGGAGCUCAAGCACCGGUCUUUGAAAGAUCCCAGUGAGAAGUUUAAGCUCCAGGAGUACGUAAACAAGGAGAUGAAGAGCACAGGCUGCUGCAGGUCCUAAAGCCUGCCCUUAUAGUCAUUGUCUGGAUCUGAUUGAGUGUGUAUAUUUAUGCGUGUGUGGAUCACUCAUGUUCAUAUCUGGCCCGAUCAAAGAUGAGGAGUCGGCUCCAGCUUCUGAUUCUCCACCCUCAAACCUCCCUCCAUCUGUAGUCCUGCACUCAUCUCACUGCCCUACUCUUCCUCGCCUGACUCUCCCUGCAGCUGUGAAUGCAGCCCCAGGUUGAGAUUUGCAAAAGACAAAGUUAGACGCUGCUCACCUCCCAGUUAUUAACCUAUUCAUGGACAUUUGUCCUCCAUAACUGUACCUGCACCAUAUUUUAAACCCAGCAUUGAAUCAGACACCUAUCUUUGCUUUACCUUGUGUGGUUGUUUUAUUGUGAAGGGAUUUAUUCGCACCAGAAGUUAUUGAAAGAUGAUGUUUUUGUAAAGCCAUUUAUUAUUCUCAUCCAUUUAAAGUGAAAUGUUUGUUGGAUGUUCUCUUCUUGGUCAGUUUGUAGAUGGAUGUUCGUAUAUGUACAUGUCUCACCAGCAUAAACUCAAUCCAAGCAUUUCUAUGAUUCAGCUGUGGAUAUUUGGCAAUAUGUCUUUACUUGUAGUACUUGAUGUUGCUGUUUUGUAUAUAAGGGUAUGACAUACAGAAUAGCAUCAUCAGCCACAAUCAAUUGUUUUAUUUUAAUUCAUGCUAGAUGAAAAUAAAGUAUACAGUAGUUUAAUCAAGCCUUCAGAAACAUGGCAGUGCAUGGGUUCCAGAAACUUAAACAUUUUGGGUAUUUUUCCAAUAUUAGAAGAUUAAUGUUGAGUCUUGAAGAGCUCUAAUGCAACCUCUAUUCAUAACUUAUAUUCUUUAGUUUUGAAAUGAUUUAAAACAUGUAUAUACAUAACCUUUUUUCUGCAUGUAAAAAGCUUGAUCGAGGAGAAGAGCACUUUAGAUGGUAAAUGAGUAAGUGUGUGAUUUUAGAUAUUAGAGGAAUAAGACCUAUAGUACAUUGACAAUGUUGUCUAAAGUAUUGUAUACAACACACAUGUACAUUUCUCUUUAUUUGUAGUCAAAUGUUCAUACUUUAGCUGUAUUUCUUUUUAUUUACCAUUCAUGAAUAUUUAAAUGGGGUAUAUAUAUGCCAUGCUUUUUGAAAACAUUUUUGAAGUUUCUUAUAAACUUUUAACAUAACAGAAGCAUAGGCCUCUUUUUAUGACUGUUGCUUUGGUAGAGUUCAUCUUAAUUAUAGAAACUGGUCAUCUCUGUACAGUAUUUACUGCAUAUGUUCAUGUUUUUCCAAAUCUUGAUGUUCAGAGUAAUGUAUUGAUUAUUGGUUUUUACUACUUUUCAAUGUGCAACUUCUUUCUUGUAUCUGAACGUUAACUACAAUAAAAAUAGAAGGUAAUAUUG